Hydractinia symbiolongicarpus is the source of this 2947-nucleotide messenger RNA. Its product is annotated as cytochrome P450 4V2-like. Bases 183 to 1658 code for a protein of 491 amino acids. The record is from RefSeq and is a predicted model, not a curated record. Gene Ontology annotation, molecular function: oxidoreductase activity, acting on paired donors, with incorporation or reduction of molecular oxygen; iron ion binding; heme binding. Lineage: Eukaryota; Metazoa; Cnidaria; Hydrozoa; Anthoathecata; Hydractiniidae. The transcript has 2 exons.
CGUCCGUUCGCUACGAUGUCUUGCUUGAUAAUAGCCAAUUUGGUGUAUAUUAUGUGGUUAUUCUUUUCUUGCCUGUCAGGAUGCAUGUGCAUAUGUGGAAUUUGUAUAUAAAUGUUUGCAACUCAUCUAUAUAUUCAACAAUAUGACUCUUAACAUUUAAUACAACAACACUGUUAAGCAAGAUGAUUGGAAUUAUCUUAGGCACUGCAGCUGCAUUGGUAUGUUCAUGCAUAUUCUUGCAUAUCUCUUGGAAGUUAUACACAUCUAAAUUAUCAUUUCUACCAAGCCCGCCAUCAAUUCCAUUCGUUGGCCACGUGUUACUUCUGGAACAUGAACCUUACAAAUUGUUUUACCAGUUUCAAAAUUUCUUUAACACUUAUGGUGACACGUUUGUUAUAUGGAUUGGUUAUGUGCCAUUGAUAUUUUCUUCUAACAUUGAUUAUGUUGCUGAGAUACUAAGCAGUAAAGAUAUGAUAAAGAAAUCAACUUUAUAUUGGUCUCUUUGUGAAUGGCUUGGUACUGGUUUGUUAACAAGUUAUGGUAGUAAAUGGAUAAAAAGAAGGCGAUUAAUCACUCCAACCUUUCAUUUUAAUAUUUUAAACGAUUUCAUGAGCAUAUUUAUGGAACAUUCCAAAGGUUUAGUUGAAAGUUUUAAACUUGAAUGUGACACAGGCCAAGCUAUUGAUGUACAAGUACCAAUAAGUCUUGCUGCAUUGGAUGUGAUUUGUGAAACAGCAAUGGGAGUGAAAAUUAAUUCUCAACAGUGUACGACUUCCCAGUAUGCAAAAUCUGUACAUUCUAUGAACAGCCAUUUACAGCUUCGACAGAGGUCUCCAUGGUUGUGGCCAGAUUUCAUAUAUAAACAGACUUCUUCAGGAAAGAGUUAUUACAAAGAUCUUAAUGUUUUGCAUGAUUUCACAAUUGAUAUAAUCAAUAAACGUAUCAAAUCACGAAAAAUAUUAAAAGAAUCCACAAGUGACCAAUCUAAUCCUCGUAAAAAGGUUUUCCUUGACAUGCUCCUAGAUUUAUAUGAUGAAGGUGAGAUUGAUAUUGAUGGAAUACGUGAAGAAGUAGAUACAUUUAUGUUUGAAGGACACGAUACCAUAUCAGCUGGAUUGAGUUGGAUUCUUUACCUUCUGGGAAGACAUCCUGAAAUACAAAGAAAAUUGCAUUCCGAAAUUGAUAAGGUUGAUGCAUCAGAGAACUUGGAAAAAAAAAUUCUUGAGUUGAAGUAUUUGGAAGGUGUUAUUAAGGAAGGGCUUCGUUUGCAUCCUCCGGUUGCUUUAUUUGCACGCAUGUUGGAAGAAGAUACUGUGAUUAACAACAAUGUUUUUCCAAAACGAACAGAAUUAGGUGUUGCAGUUAUGGCUCUACACCAUAAUGAAAAUUACUGGGAUGAGCCUGAAGAAUUCAUACCUGAUCGAUUUCUUGAUGAUGAUAUUUUAAAAAGACAUCCAUAUUGUUUCGUACCAUUUUCUGCAGGCUAUCGCAAUUGCAUUGGUCAAAAAUUUGCAAUGAGAGAGGAAAAGAUUUUGUUGUUCCAUGUCAUGUCAAAGUUUCGUUUGGAAUCAAUUCAAGAAGAAGAUGAUGUACAGCAUUGCUUUGAAAUUAUUCAUAGGUCAGGUAAUGGGUUGAUGAUUAAAUUUUUCUCACGCUGACCAUAGAUGUAUAUGAUGUGCUACAUUUUGUAUGCAUGUUAACGAACAAUUUGGUACAGUCAAAUAUAUAAUGCAAUAAAAUACAUGAUUUUUAGAUGACAUUGCAGGUAGAAUUUUUUUUUGUAAGUUUUGUGAACAGGAGUUAUUUUUUAGAAUGCAUUUCACACAUGAAACUGUUUUCAUCAUUUUAAACAAAUAAAAAGAGAAUGUAAUUUUAGCAUUAUAUCUAGAUGUCCUUUCUGCUUCCAAAGGUCCUUAUGCUGAAAAGAUUUAUUUUUAAACUUUUUCAUUUUUUUGGAAAAUACGAAUAUAGUAAUUGUUAAAAUUUUACUCAAUAAUUUUGUAGUACUAUCACUGCAAAUGCACGUAGUCAAUUAUGAUAGUAGCAAGUUUCUAUAACAUAGGAUUUUGCUCCCGCAAGCAAAAGUUUGCUUUGUGGUGCAGUAAUUCUUUUAUUGUUUAUAUCAAAUUUUUGAGAAACUACAUACUGUAUCCUUACUAUAUGCCUGCAAAUAUAUGUCCUGUUUUAGAGGUAAAAUUUAAAAAAUUAUACUUUUUACUCUUAUUUUUUCCUUAAUGAUAUAAGAAUUUUGACAGUGUUAACUAGUAAAUCUCUUUAUGAAUAUUUUUUUAAACGAACUUACAGAAGUUGUUUGCUAAUAAUUAGGUUUUUGAUAACGAAAUUUUCUACUACAAAUGCGUUGUCAAUUUACAGCAUGUUUUUAACUGUAUUUUAUUUUUCUUAGGAUUACCAAGACCUAAAGUUAUAUUUUUUUGCAUUUUAUUGUGUUUAAUUUUUUUAACAUCUUAUGCCACUUCGCAAAAUGUGUUUACGCUUUUUUACUGUGAAAGUGAUAUUUGAGAAAUCGAAGAUGAACAAAUAACAUCUCGUAAUUAAAAAAUACUUUUCUUGUAGACCUUUCUCGUAUUGUACGUUUUCUUCAGUAUUAGAAAUAAACAGAAUUGUUGUGAGUGGUUGUGGUCAGAAAGGUGAAUUUGUUAUGUGUACCAAAUUUAAGUUGAUUUAGCUUUAAGAGGACGACUUACAUGGCUUGUUCAAAAGCCUUCUAUUUUCCCCUUUAUCAUUACUCUUUUUGAAAAUGCUAUAAAAAUUCCAAUUUUUCACUAUUUUUUGAGGAUAAUCAGGUUUUUUACUUUAUAUGUAAAAAUGAAAAACAAAAACGUGCGUGCAUCAAAUUAAGGUUUAUUAAACGUCCUUGCAGAAUUUAUUUUAACGGUUUAUAAAACAAAUGAUUAUAUAUCUUUUGUAUUUAGUUUUUAGAAUUAUU